Molecule: messenger RNA, 915 nt
Organism: Radiomyces spectabilis
Lineage: Eukaryota; Fungi; Mucoromycota; Mucoromycetes; Mucorales; Radiomycetaceae
Product: ferrous iron transporter B
Exons: 6
Coding region: 47-610 (187 amino acids)
Biological process (GO): small GTPase-mediated signal transduction
Cellular component (GO): plasma membrane
Molecular function (GO): GTPase activity; GDP binding; GTP binding
Source: RefSeq, a predicted model, not a curated record
UUUUUCUCUUCUUUCUUAUUUUCAUAUUGAUAUCGAGCCAACAAACAUGUCAUCGUCUGUCAAUCAAAAAGCCAGAAGAAUCGCUGUACUCGGAUCUCGAGCUGUCGGUAAAUCCUCACUGGUGAUUCAAUUCUGCGAGAAUCACUUUGUCGACAGCUAUUAUCCUACCAUUGAAAACACAUUCACAAAAACCAUCAAAUAUCGCGGCAAUGAAUAUACGGUAGAAAUUAUGGACACAGCGGGUCAGGAUGAAUAUUCCAUUUUAUCUUCGCAUCAUGCUUCCAGUGUGCACGGUUAUGUUUUGGUCUAUUCCAUUGCUUCUCGCUCCAGUUUCGAUAUGAUCAAGAUCAUCCGCGACAAGAUUUUGGAUUAUACCGGCUUGGAAACUGUGCCAUGCGUGAUUGUCGGCAAUAAAUCCGAUUUAAAUAUUCAAAGACAAGUAUCACAACAAGAAGGAAAAGAUCUCGCACAACAAUGGGGAUGCCCUACCGUCGAAACCUCGGCCAAACAUAACGAAAAUGUUGCCAAAAUUUUUGAUAUUCUGAUCGCCACGAUUGAAAAAGCAAAUACUCCUCCUUCCGAGGAAAAAGGUGCAUGUGUGAUUUCUUGAAAAUGUCCAUUCAUCAUAGAAGAAGAAGAAAGAAAGAAAGAAACUGCCAUGAAUAUCCCUUUUUUCCCUUACGAUACAUUGAUCUAUCCCUCUCUCUCUCUCUAUCUCUCUCUCCUCGUUGUCCCUUCUUUUUCCUUGUUCGUUUCAUGUACAUUUUUCUUUUAUCUCGGAUUAUAUGGAAAAGAACAAACUUUUCUAUAAACCUGUUGCCUUUUUCACUAUGUAAAUGCAUCAAUGGGAAGGAGGGGCCUUGAGAUAAUGCGAUGGUCUCUGUCGACAAAAAAAAAAAACGUACAAUCAUCCUC